Plasmopara halstedii is the source of this 3249-nucleotide messenger RNA. Its product is annotated as dna repair. Lineage: Eukaryota; Oomycota; Peronosporomycetes; Peronosporales; Peronosporaceae. Gene Ontology annotation, biological process: nucleotide-excision repair. Gene Ontology annotation, cellular component: nucleus. The transcript has 2 exons. The coding region runs from base 1 to 3249 and encodes 1082 amino acids. Gene Ontology annotation, molecular function: single-stranded DNA binding; DNA endonuclease activity. The record is from RefSeq and is a predicted model, not a curated record.
AUGGGUGUACAGAACCUCUGGGUGUUGCUGGCACCAGUAGGGCGACAGAUUGAAAUCGAGUCUCUUGCAGGCCAGGUUCUGGCUGUAGAUGCUAGUAUUUGGCUCACCCAGUUUGUAAAGGCAAUGCGGGAUGACGACGGUAACAUGAUUCGCAAUGCUCACCUUAUGGGUACAUUGCAUCGCGUAGCAAAGCUGCUCUACUAUGGGAUCCGCCCUGUCUUCGUAUUCGACGGUCAGACACCAGAAAUCAAGAAAAGAACGACUGCUAGACGCAAAAAGAGACAGGAGCAACAGAGCGCCAACUUACGCCACACUGCACAGCGCAUUUUACUCAACAGACUCAAACAAGUUAGACAGGCAGUGAAUCAAAACGGAGGAGCACCAGCUUCUGCAGUUGCAUCCGGUUUCACACUGCCAGAACCCUCGACCUCAGUAAAAGAGGAGGAGAAAAUUAAAAUGGAGGUUGAAAGCGAAGUUGGCCAACUAGAAGAAGAAUCCAUUGACGAAACUGAAGCAAAGAAAACGAAGGAGACAAGGAUAAAGACGAUCAGAGAUACAGUAGAGGAGGAAGAGGAACAGCUUACAGUGGAUGACAUCGCUCUGGAUUCAUCGAAGCUGUCGAAGAUCGAUUUUCACGCGGUGUUUUCGCUGCCACCUCACUUACAGAAAGACAUGAUUCAUAAGAUCCAGCGUGAUCGUCGACAGGAUGUGAGAAACCAAUUUAUUCCGCUGGCUGGUAACCCUGAAAAGUACUCGCACACCCAAAUUACAGCAUUUCUACAAACAAGCGCAUUAAAUCGACAAAUUGAAGCAGCUAAAAAACAAAAGCGUGAAGAGGAGUUGAACCAUCAGGGUGGAGUUGGCCUUGGGCAUCGCAUCAACUCGAAUGGUAAUCGAUUUUACAUCUACGAAAAAGACACAGAGCAAAAUGAGAAAGAGGAAAAAAAAUGCAAUGACGUGAUGGUGGAGGCAGAACGUUCCACUUCUUUUGAGGAUGCUCAUUCUAACAAAAAGCGAGGCGGUGUCUUUGACUUAGUAGACAAGCGACCGUUGUCUAAGCUUCCUACACGGGAAGCUGGGUUUUCUUCAGCGACAGAUGCCACUGCGGCAUGGCUCACACGGCAUCAUAUUCGUGCCAAACAGGAACCCACACUUGCUAUUGAAAAGUUGAGGCAAGCGCGACUCAAAGACGUUAAUAUUUCAACCAAGUUUGGAUUUCUUACUGAUUUGAAAGAAAUGGCACAAUUGCAGAAGUUUGCAACUUCUGAGCCUGAAGAUUCUCCUAUCGUUAUUGAUGAUGACAAGUUUGAUAAUUCUAAUUGGGAAAAGGUGGCGGCACCACUUACAGAGCCCCACUUAUUGAGUUCCUUAAAUGUCGAGCAAAAGAUGCCUGAGCAGAUGUUUGAUACUAUGGCAACGACGAACGAUAAUUGUACAAAGGGCUUACUAAAUGCUAAUGAAGAAAAUUCGAAUAGUGAUGAAGAGAUUGAGUGGGAAGAUGUACAAAAGGUGCCAGAAAAUUCUGCAAUUAAAGAUACGUCGUGUCUUAAACAAGCUUUCACCGAGGAAAAAUUAGAUUCGUCGAGCUCCUCUACGAGCGCACACGAGAAGCAAAUACAAAAGUUAGAAGAAAUAGGUAACGAUGAUUCUUUUUUUACGUUGAAAAGCGAAAUGGAAGACGCAAAGGCCCAUAAAGACCUCGAUUUACUGAAAACAGACGCUUUGCAAUCUGCCAUGGUGACUGCUUCUAAUUUGACUCAAUGGGCUGCAGGAGCGGUUCGUCGAGCACUACAAGCUCACUCUUUACAACACAUAGGACUAUCUACCAAUGCAAGUCGAGACAAUUCCGCAGCUGAUCGACAAAAUGUUCAGUUUUCUCUCACAACGGGAUCGGCAAAGUCUUCACCCAAAAAUAUGGACAAGGAUUAUCUGUCUAAAUCAAAUACUUUCGACAGUAGUAAGAGUCUUGAAGCGGAUAUGAUUGAAGACAUAAAUGCUGACUUGCGUAAUGACGAUGUAUCACUGCCUAAAGCGGAGGACAAUUAUGAACAGCUGCAAGCUGAAUUAGCAGUUUCGACUGGUGAUGAGGGAAAAACACAGGAAGCUGAAAGCUCUUGUGUUCGCUAUCUUCAGUAUUCGCAAUCAAAUCAGUCCUCUCAACUAUACGCUGCUGAGGAACCCGAAAUGGAUGCUGUAGCACUGCAAACAGAGCAUUUGGAGCUAAAGAAACUUCGGAAUCGACAGCAGCGUGACAUGGAAGGCAUCACGGAUGAUAUGGUUGCUGAAGUGAUGGCGUUGUUGCGUUUGUUUGGUGUUCCUUUUCUUGUAAGUCCGAUGGAAGCUGAAGCGCAAUGUGCAGCUCUUGAGCAACUCGGCCUUGUUGAUGGCGUGAUUACUGAUGACAGUGAUAUUUUUCCUUUUGGGGGUAAGCGAGUUUAUAAGAACAUAUUUCAUCAUCAGAAAUUUGUCGAAGCCUUUUCCGCUUUUGACAUUGAGCAAGAGCUGGGAUUCUCUCGAGAGCAAAUUAUCGCCAUAGCAAUGCUACUUGGCAGCGAUUACACGGACGGCGUCCGCGGUAUUGGCAUUGUGAAUGCUUCUGAGAUUGCAGCAGCAUACCCGGGAAUUGCAGGCCUUCGAGACUUCAAAGAAUGGGUCCAAAACUAUAAUGUUGCUGAAGAGGCCCAACGUGUCGUCUCGGGUUGCUCGAAACCGAAAAAAAAAAAAUUGACGAAGGAAAAAAAUGAGCUGGAACACGACAGCGACGAUAAUGAUGUAGAAUUAGCGCGCGUACGAUUUCAGCAAGCUCAUGCGACUGCGCGACGAAAAUGGGAAUUAGGUGACGAAUUUCCAAGUAAUCAGGUUUUACAGGCGUAUAUGGCUCCGCAAGUUGAUCGUUCUGAGGCGCGUUUUUCAUGGACUGCUCCAGAUGUGGCUGCAUUACGCUCCUUUUGUGCCAAUGCUUUUGGAUGGGAUAAGCAGAAAAGUGAUGGAGUGUUAAAGCCUCUUGAGGAAAAGGCACGAGCAGCAGCUGCCGAUGGGGGUCGCCACAUUCAAACGCGUUUAGAUCGUUUCUUCACGAGCUAUAAAGAUCAAGUACACUACGCACAAAUCAAGAGCAAGCGCUUGCGCUCUGCUGUUCAUCAGGGCACUGGCAGCAAGAAGGACAAAAGUAAAAAACAGAAAGUGAAAAAGCAUGUAAUAAGAAGUGGUUAUUGUAGCAAAAGACAGCGAAAGCAAAAGCAUUAUUAA